Aureobasidium namibiae CBS 147.97 is the source of this 1179-nucleotide messenger RNA. Its product is annotated as oxalate decarboxylase family bicupin. Lineage: Eukaryota; Fungi; Ascomycota; Dothideomycetes; Dothideales; Saccotheciaceae. Gene Ontology annotation, biological process: oxalate metabolic process. The record is from RefSeq and is a predicted model, not a curated record. The coding region runs from base 1 to 1179 and encodes 392 amino acids. The transcript has 3 exons.
AUGAAGUUGACAAUCGCAGCCCUGUGCCUCGACGUGAACCCAGACCGCAUGCGUCAAGAGCCGGACACCGUGUGUCCCCCAGAGACCGACCAUGGGAAGAUGCCCAAUAUGAAGUGGUCCUUCACAGACUCACACGUACGUCUCGAAGAGGGAGGUUGGGCUAGAGAGACUACCAUCCGCGAACUGCCAACGUCCAAGGAACUAGCAGGUGUAAACAUGCGUCUCGGCCCUGGCGUUUACCGCGAAUUACACUGGCAUAACGAGUCAGAAUGGGCUUACAUCAUCAAAGGUCAAUGCCGCAUCAGCGUCCUGGACCUUGAAGGUGGCUCUUACAUUGAUGACCUCGAAGAAGGAGAUCUUUGGUACUUCCCCACUGGCUUCCCUCACGGCAUCCAGGGCACUGGCAAAGAAGGCGUGGAGUUUCUUCUGAUUUUCGACGACGGUAGCUUCUCCGAGGACAGCACCUUCCUGCUCACGGACUACAUUGGCCGCACUCCUAAGUCUAUUCUUGCAAAGAACUUUCGUGUCGAUGAAGCAAUUUUUGAUUCUCUAUCAGAAAACGAAAAGUAUAUCUUCCAAGGCAGCAUCCCUGGCUCUCUAUCUUCGGACCGCAAAAGCGUCGGCACACCAUCAAAACAUCGCUUCACCCAUCGCAUGCUUGCCCAAACACCGAAAAAGUUCCCAGGCGGCGAAGUGCGUAUCACAGAUACCUCCAACUUCCCCAUCUCCAAGACCACCGCCGCAGCACACGUAAUCAUCAACCCCGGUUGUCUGCGAGAAAUGCACUGGCACCCCAACGCAGACGAAUGGUCCUUUUUCCUGCGCGGUCGUGCACGCGUCACCAUUUUCGCAGCGUCAGGAAACGCAAGGACAUUCAACUACCAAGCUGGAGAUGUAGGCAUCGUGCCCAAGAACAACGCCCACUAUGUCGAAAACAUUGGCACCGAGCCAGUGGAAAUGCUGGAAAUGUUCAGAGCGAGCAAAUUCGAGGAUUUCAGCACUGAGCAGUGGUUGGCGCAGACGCCUGCUACCACGGUAGCUGAGCAUUUAAAUCUCGUGGGUGGAAACAGGGAGAAGUUUUUGAAAAGCUUGAGUAGGGAUAAGACUGCUGUCAAGGCGCCAGUCAGAAAGACGAGGUCGAUGAGUGAUAUGCAUAAGGUGUUGGAGGAGAUGUUGUGA